AUGGGUAAGAGGGAAUCAGAAGGUGAAAUUGGUAAUAUUCAACGAACGAUGGAUCAACAACCUGCUACGGUAGAAUUACUUGACUCCACUAAGCAUAUCUUCUAUGUAUCGAAAAAAGCUGAAGGAGGUGAGCUAUUUGAUAAGGUGUGCGCGUUUCUCAAUCUCUCUGAAAAAGAUUACUUCGCACUAUGUUUUAUUGAUAGCGAUGGUAAUCAACAAUGGAUCUAUGAUGAUAAGCGAAUUUCAAAGCAGUUGAAAGGUCAUUCGUGGAACUUUAUUUUUCAAGUGAAAUUUUAUCCACCUGAACCAGCAACAUUGGCUGAAGACAGAACGCGUCAUUUUUUAUGCUUACAAGUUCGGCAUGAUAUUUCCACUGGCAAGCUUCCAGCUACUCUUGCUACGCAUGCUUUACUGGGUUCAUACGUUGCGCAAUCUGUGCGAGGUGAUUACGAACCCUCCUUACAAUAUAUCGAUUUUCUCAGAAGUUGCGAUUUAGCUCCAGCGCCAAAUGAAACACUUUACGAAAAAGUUGAAGAACUGCACAAACAUCACAAAGGCGAAACGUCGGCUGAAGCGGAUUUACAUUAUCUAGAAAAUGCCAAGAAGCUAAGCAUGUAUGGUGUUCAACUUUUCCAUGCGAAGGAUGGGAAAGGUACACCUGUUCAGAUUGGAAUCAGUGCCCAUGGGAUCAAUGUAUAUCUUGAUCAGAUCCGUGUGCAUCGUUUUCUUUGGCAGAACAUCAUCAAAAUUGGUUAUCGACGCAAUAUUUUUGUAAUCAAAGUUAAACCUGGUGAACUUGAGAAAAAUGAAUCGACAGCCGCUUUCAAAUUAGUUGAUUAUGAAGCAGCAAAACGAGUUUGGAAAUGUGGCGUCGAGCACCAUACGUUCUUCAGAUUGAUCCAGCCGGAAGAAAAGCCACAUAGAGGCUUAUUCCGUUGGGGUUCAGCAAGAUUUCGUUAUCAGGGACGCACUCAGUUUCAGUCAAAAAUGGCUUCACAAAUGUUCUAUAAUAGUCAUCCAGUUCAACGUUCUCAGAGUGUUCGUGUAACUCAAAAUGAUGGAAAUGUUACAGUUCCGGUUUCAACAAGUCAAACUUUACCUCUGAUGCAUUCCGAGAGUGGAACCGGUAGGGAAUUAGAAUGGAGCAGCAGUCAGAUGAUUUCACCCGAGAAAAUAUACUCAACGCAUGUAAUGGGAGCUACACAGAACAGAGAAAAUAACAUGAUGCCAAAUGGUGCAGAGGUGGGUAACACCAAUAAUACUUCAGGAAAAUCGCGUGAUAGUGUUCAUUAUUCUGCUAUUUUUACUACUUCUGUUACAACUACAACUACUACUACUAACAGUGCUGUCAUUACUACUACUAUUACUACUCCUACUACCACUAUUACUAGUACUACUGUUACUGAGCAUUUCAAGCAGCCUUUAUUGCCUCAUGUUUCUUCACAUUCCAUAAAAAUUGCACGAGGUACUGGUUCUUCCAUGCAUGAAUUUUCGAAUGGUGAUUUUCAUAGUGAGUCACGUUAUCUAUCCGAUAAUUUACACGAGAGCAAAUCAGUAUUUCGAAGAGAAAAGGAUACGGAAUUUUUGCCGGUUGAAGAUAAGGCAGUUGUUUAUCAUCCUGGACAUUAUGAAGAAGUGACUGGAAGUCAUAGCAGACAAUUUCGUGAGCCACCAAUUGAACCGGGUGAUGAUUUUGUGUUGGUUCAUAGACCAAAGUUAGGAUCAGUGGGAAAAAUUUUCCAUCAAAGUGGUGCAGAAACUGACAUUCUGGUAAAAGAAGAAGAUAUUGGAACGUAUCCAAUACAUCAUUUUGCUGAUGUUUACCAUUCUGGUUUCUCGCGUCCAAUUAGCGGAAAUAAAGAUUUCGAAGCAUUUGAACAUAAGAAAUAUUUGAAAACAGAUGAUGUUGCGGAUAAACCAGGGAAAAAAGUCCAACAAACGGUGGAUAAACAAAAAUAUUCGGCAAAUGAGAAAUUUCCUAGUAGCGGAAACAAAGAUUCUGAAGUAUUCGAACAUAAGAAAUAUUUGAAAACAGAUGAUAUUGCCGAUAAAUUUGGAAAAAAUAUCCGACAAACGGUGGAUAAACAAAAAUAUCCGGCAAGUGAGAAAUUUAAAGGACCUAUUUUGCAUACUGAAAAAAGUAUGGAACUGCCGAUCCAACCACUAAGGAUUGAUACUCACGUUUAUAAUCAAGGAUAUUACGAUACUAUAGAUGCAACCCGAACAGAUACUGAUGAAAAAGGCAACAUACGGAACUGGCUUAGUUGUUAUAAAAAACCAGAAAAAUCUCCAACAAAGUUACUGAAAGAAAAGAAUAAAGAUGUUAAGGAGAAGAUGGAGAAAAGUGCAAGUAAGCUAGAUAAUUCUGAUCAUACGGUUAAUGAGUCUGGAGCUGUAGAUGAUCAAGAAAAUCAAAUAAAGAAAAUUGCUGUUAUUCAUAUCAAACAGCCAGGUUAUGAAAGACAAAUCGUGCAAACAAGUUAUUAUAAUGCGGAAUCAUCUGAAAGAGAACAUGAAAAGACGACAUAUUUGAAGGAAAGCAAGCUUGUAACAAGUGCUCUUGAAGCCAAUAAAAGUUUCAGUAGCAGUAUAAAGGAGAAAGCUUAUGAUUCAACAAAGCUGAAACAAACUUGUCAUCUUUUCGUUAGCACUGCAGAUAGUUAUCGCGUUGAACCUGGAGCAUAUGGAAUGCCAUCAACCUCUUAUGAUGAACAAUUGUAUAAUAUUAAACGUGAAAAUGAGCUCCCAUCUUUACCAAUUCGUGAAUAUGUUACGGUUUAUCAUCCCGGUAUGUCGAUUAUUAAAGAUAAAAAACGCCGGAAAUUUUUGAUUCGAAAGGAGCAACAAAAAGCUACAUCGAGUGAAGCAUCAACCGAUGAAGAGAUGCAAAGCGAUAAGGGAAAGAAGUGGACAGCAAUUCUCGAUAUAUCUAGAGCUGAUAAAAGUGACUUAACCAAUGUUGAUAGUGUUGAAAAAAGAUCAAUCAACGAGGAAACCAGAACAAAACAUGUGACAAGUAAAAUGAAAGAAAAUGAAUAUCUCGAUCCGGUGAAACUUGUUCGUACAAUCGAUUCUGAGACGCAAAAAUCUACUCAGAAAAUAAAAGAUAAGAAAAAAGAUACAAAAUCAGUUGAUACGCAAAAUGUUAAAAGUGAAAGUACCCGUCAGAAAAUGAAAGCUAUAUUGCAUAUUAAUGAGAGUCAAAGUAAAUCAAGUUAUACAGGGAAAGAAACUGUUCUCAAAAAGGCCGACGAAUCAAAAAAUAUUCAGCAUACGACUCGAUCGACAUUCAGUAUAUUAGGCAUUGGGAAGUUAGGAGAAAAGGCCAAAAAGGCAGAAUUACUCGAACAAUCAUGCAAUAUACAUAUUCUGGAUAAUACACCUCCUCCAGUGAAGUUAUCUCGAGUAACUGAAAUUCCAUUUCAACCUUUGCAUCGUGCAGUAAAAAUGCCAAAUCAAAUACAAAACAUGUCAUAUAACUAUAGAACAUUUAAGAGAGCAAAACAUAAAGGUACCGUGGAAUUUGUCGCAAAAGAAAAUAUUAAUCCUAAAAGUUAUAGACUUGAACAUACACCUUAUCAAGGUCCUUUAGAUAUCAUAAGUUUUACAAAAGGAUUACAAUUUGCGCCAAUUCAUGAAUAUUCUACUGUAUACCAUCAUGGUAAUACUUAUCUGAAAUCACGCAAAAUAAACAAACGAAGGAAUGCUUCAGAGAUUCAAAAUGAAGAGAAACCUGGUAUUUUGAAAAGUAAAAAAAUUGAUGCUUUGCAGCUGAACAAGAAUGAUUAUUUUGACGCAAAGUACCACGAAGAGGAAAAGAAUGAUAGUGAAGUUUUUUUGGCGAAAAAGAAAGAUCAAGUAACCAUGUAUGCGGCAAAGAUUUAUUGCAAAACUCCGAUGGAAACAAGAAAAGUCAAGAAGCAUCCUUUCAAAUAUCAUACAAUUUCUGGUGAUGUUGAAAUUGUAGAGAAAUCAUUCGUGAAACCCGAAACAUAUAAACUUGAUACUGUUCCUUACGAUGGACCAAUAAGCUGUUUGGAACAUGGAAAGGAAUUAUCAUUCACACCUCUCCAGGAAUGUACAGCAGCAUAUCAUAGUGGAAUUUCUCACAAGACAAGAUUGCGUGAUAGCAGCACUGAAUCAAGUUCAAGUUCGAGUUUCAGUAGUGGCAGUAGCAGUUCUUCAAAAUCAAGCUCUUAUAUCUCAAAAAAGUAUAAAGAGCCGAAGAAAAAUAUUAUACUGCAUGUUACUCCUAGUAAUAAACGUGACACAAAUGAUGUUGCAACGGAAUCACCGAAGCGAAAAGGAAUUUUUACAUUUUGGCGUAAAACGGUUCAUAGCGAAAAAGAAGGAGGCUUUUCAGAUAAUAAAAAAGAAAAACUGGAUGCUUCACCAAAAUCUUAUCUUAUUCAUCAACAACCGGAGCUCUCAACUGAUUUUACUGCAAAGCAAACAACAUCAUCACCUUCGGUCUUGGUAAAGGAUUCUGUAGAGGAGCCGAAAAGUGAUUUGCAUGUAAAAAGCGAAAACAAAAAAAUGAAUGCACAUCUGUAUAUAAAGAACAAGCCUUCCACGGCUUCAGAGUAUGCUGACGAUAAUAGCAAACGUGCGAAGUUUGGUUUGUUACAUUUUUGGAGAUCGGCAGACAAAGAAAACAAGUUAAAUUCGAAAAAAUGCAACUUUGUCAUUGAUGAUAUGAAUAGUUGUAAUGAGGAACCUCUCGAUCACACUAUUAAUUCCAAUUCAUCUCAUGAGGAAGCAAAUGUUCAAUUAGCUACAGGGAGCAAAAAGAAACCGAUUAUUUAUGUAAUUGAUAAGGAAGAGAAUGAAUUGGACUAUUCUACGGAUAUGGAAGAAAAAUCGUUAAAUCACAGUGCAAUAUCACCAACUGAUCAAAACAAAGCAAAUAUAGAAACGAAGAAAAAUGUUAUGAUCUAUCUUAAACGUGAUACUGAAUUUUCUGAUGAUGUACCAUUGAACUUAAAUGGUAAUCGUGGAAUUUUUAAGCAGGAAAAUGCAGCAGCGGCAGCGAUGUGUGCAAUUUCACCCCAUGCAUCGUCAUCAAAGAACAGCGAGAGCGGCAAGUUAAGUAACAUAAAAGAAUCACAGUUAGUGGAUAAGAGUAUUACUCUUUCACCGAAAAAUAUUGAUUCAAUUGAAAGUAAUCUAAGAAGGUACGAUAAGAGUGGCGAUGUUGGAUAUACAGCAAAGAUUAAGGUUAAGCGUAAUUUGAGAAAUGCUGGUAACGAUUUGCAGCAGGAUUCAAAUUUGAAAGCAAAAGAGAUAAAUGUAUCAGAUGAUGGUGUCACCAAGAAAUCUAGCUUCAUCAUAAAAGGGUUUCAUCUUCGUGGUCCACCGUGUGAAUCGGAAGCAAAAAUUGUAACUAAUAGCGAGCUUAAGAAAGAUGCGCAUAUAGCUGAAGCUGUAGAAACCGGUGAAGCAACUGUUACAAAGAAACAAAAAGCAGAUUUUCCAGAUAAUGCUGACAAACCGAUACCAUAUGAAGAACCAAAAAUGAAGUUGAAGUUAACUGGAAGUGAUAAUAACUUAAAGGAAAACAAAAGAGAUAGUGGUAAAAAUAUCAAAGGUAGUUUUUUCUCUUCGUUAUGGCGUGGAAGCAAAUUGAAAGGUUACGGUCAGGAUGUGCACCGAAAACGGGAGAAAUUGACAGGGAAAGAUAUUCAUGGAACCGAAUCAGCAAUAAUGCGAAUGACAUCACCGUCGAAUGAAUUGGAAUAUAACAUUCUGCAAACAAAAUAUAUCCUCGAUUCGGCUGAGUCUUCAUCAAAUGGUACUCAAGUUAGAGAGCAAACAAGACAAGAUUUUAUUCCAGUUUAUGAUUUCUCAUAUGUUCCCAAUUUUUCGGCACUCAUUGAGGAUACGAAGAUGUCUACCGGUACAGCUGCAGGUUAUAUGACAAAACAGAUCGGAUUCGGUGGCGAACAAGAUGAUGCAACAAUGACUGAUAAGAUUAUUAGUGAAACUGGAGAACAAAAAGAAAGCAAAUUGAAGCAGUGGUUUAGUGACUGCUUGAAAGACAUGGAAGAGUAUAAUAAUAUGUCUGCUUUAUCGGAGGAUCAGGACGAGAAUUGGAGACAAGAACAAUCUGAAGUGAUGGAAAAGACAUUUGUUUCGGAAUUGAUAUGGGAAAAGGUGGAUGUAGAUACGGAAAGACAGAAAGUUCAGUAUAUGGAGCCGGGAAUUCUCGAGACUGGAAAGUUAUUUGAUCAAAGUGGAAUCAGUGGUGGUGAAAUAUCAGAUGAGCCGUAUAAAUUUACCCAGACACCGCCAGAUAUUCCGGUUCUAGAUUCCAAAACUCCAAGUGAUUUUGUGGAGGAAGCCAAGCGACAAGUAACGCAGGUGGUUACCAAAACAUUACCGUCAUCAGACAUUGGAAAGAAAUUAGAGAAAAGAAAGAAACGAUCAAAAAUAGAAGCGUCACCAGAUGAAAGCGAAAGUUCCAAUACAUCUGAAAUGGAAAUUGCGUCACACUAUGAUUCCUUCUCUUUCAACCAGGCAAAGAAAGGGGCAAACAAGCCAGAAGUGACUAGUGAAUUACCUUCUGAUCAAGCAGAAUUAGACGGCGGAUGCAUGCUACUAAAAGAAAUCAAAGAAAUGUAUGGUCUAAAGAGUGUGGAAACUCUACCAGUCACUCAUCCGGCUAAUGUUGACAGUUCUCUUCCUCAUGCAAACAUUGAAUUGUGGCAAGAAACAGUAAUAAGUGAACCUGAAGCAGUGGUCACCAGUGUUGAUCAUCAAGAAAAUAUUAUCAAAAAAGGGAUUAAAACGCGACAAGUGACACAUACGGUGCAGCAAAAAACAUAUCAAACUUCUAGUGCUUCAAGUCAAAAUGAAAAUUCUGAAAUUGAGGCAACAGAGAAGUCAUUUGUAUAUAACGGUAAUGAGAACAUGACAAGCUUUCAAGGAUCGAUUAUGGAAACACCGGACAAUAAAUCGACUUACGAACCAACGACUGGUAUAAACAAAGUCAUUGGGAAUGAUUAUUCAGAUAUUCCAGGGGAAUUAGUUUCCAGUCGUACUGUUACACAAGGCAAUCGCACUAUCGAAACAAUAACUUAUAAAACUGAGAAGAAUGGUACUAUGGAAACCCACGUUGAACAUCGUGUAACUAUUCAUUCUUGUGAUGAUAUUGACCAUGAUGCUGAACUGAGCCAAGCAAUUCUAGAAGCGACUAAUAUGAAUCCAGAUAUGACAGUUGAAAAAAUUGAAGUGAAACAUGAAACACAAUGUUAG
Molecule: messenger RNA, 7254 nt
Organism: Acanthocheilonema viteae
Lineage: Eukaryota; Metazoa; Nematoda; Chromadorea; Rhabditida; Onchocercidae
Source: the annotation of a GenBank genome assembly